This is a messenger RNA of Anneissia japonica, 1167 nucleotides long. RefSeq names its product MAM and LDL-receptor class A domain-containing protein 2-like. Lineage: Eukaryota; Metazoa; Echinodermata; Crinoidea; Comatulida; Comatulidae. Gene Ontology annotation, cellular component: membrane. The record is from RefSeq and is a predicted model, not a curated record.
AUAUGGUUUCAAGCGACAGUUGGAGAAAGCUAUUACAGAGGUUCCAUCGCCAUUGAUGACAUUAUGCUUGAUGACUGUGAAUCUGUUGUCAACCAUAUUGCAAAAUUUUCAUGCAAUUUCGAGAAUGACAUUGCUGGGUGUGGUCUUUUCCAGAGAUAUGACGACGACCUAGAUUGGCUUUAUUUCAAUAACUAUGGUGUUCAUGGACUAUCGGAUUCUUCUACCUACAUGUAUGUUGAAGGUGGUGAAGAAGACAAAGCAUGUAUUCAAACACCACCCAUUAACUACAAUGGAAGUAUCAGCGUCGGCUUUAGCGUUCAUAUGAACUUCGACCCACAGCUAAACUUGCGGGUUUUCAUUCAAGAAGGAUGGAAUUACAAUAAAAAGAAACUGAUUUGGGAAAAAAAUGGAACUACACAAGGAUGGGAACAGGUUAACGUAAUGGAAGUGAACCCGUCAAUGACAAUGUUUGCGAUCUUAUUUGAAGCAGUACUUGGACCAUCAAGUUUAGGAGUAAUUGCUGUUGAUGACAUCAACAUAUAUCCGGAUAACACAUCAUUGAAAGAUGACAGAAAAUCGAAUUCCAUCAUUAUUACCGCAACAGUGGUGCCUUUGGUUGUCAUUUUUGCAAUUGCUAUACUUUUAGUCGUAUUCAGAAAGCCAUGGAUGAACAAGCCAAAAGAUGGUCCAAGAACAACCUCUACAAAAAAUGUCGACUCUGACGCUUACGCAAAUUAUGAGGAAGACGUAUAUGAGAAUGCUUAUACCUCACCUUUGUAGACAUGAUGAUGUAGACAAGAUGUAAAAGCUUAAGGAGCAAAUUGUACCAUUUAUAAAGUAUUUAACUAUAUAGGUCUAAAUAUUAUCUUCAAAACAUGUGAAAAUAGACAUUGAAUAGACAAUAGCUAAUAAAUGGUAGGUCCGCAAUUGUUGUUUAGUUAUUGCAAAUAUAAUAUAUAGCAUCAAUAAAAAUAUAAAUAAGUCCAAUUUUAUGGUUUUGAUUGAAGUAUCAUUUACAAUUUCUAUGGGAGCUAAAUAAUAGUAUAAGUAUAAUUUAUUCUCUAGGCCUAUAAACCAACAGUUUAAUAUCUAAUUAUCCAUGACCCAAAGUCUUAUUCUAGAAAAUGUGUGUUUUGCUGUUGCAUUAAAUAUUAGGAAAAGAAAAGA